AAAACAUACAAGCGCAUAGCUGCACAUCAAUAUAUCAAGUGAAAUAAACUGAAUUAGAAUCGCUGGUGCAUAAAUGCGCAGAAAGUGUGCAAUGUGCGACAAUUUAUUGUGAAGCGCAGCCCCACUGCCAACGAGAAUUUGCUGCUCCCAAUAAGAAGGCAACCCGAAGUGCGAAAAAGCAUACGGUGAAAAAGGAAAAGCAAGAGAACGAAAGAAAAAAAUGCAAUAGGAGUAAAUAAAAAAAAAUGACAAUCGUUUUUCAAUAUUAACAUAGACGCAAUAGCGCCGCGGCCGUAAAAUGCCAAGGACCACUUGCAGGCCAAGUGAACGCGUAGCUAACGGUCACGGCAACGAUAACGGUAAUGAUGACUCCAACAACACCACCACCACCACAGAUGCGGAUGCCACCUCUAAAGUCAACAACAACAACAUCACCAAUGGAGGCGUCGAUGACAACCACAUUGUCAAGCAAGAGUUCGAUGCCGCACCACCAGUUUGUCACAGAAAAUCGGAGCGACGAAGAGUGGCACGAGAUAUUUUUCUGGUGUUUGAAGAACAGCCCGCCAGGCGACGCGGACGUGGUGGGGCGCGUGGCAAGUCGUCGCGUACCAAACAAAAAUUUGGCCACCUGAAGGUGGCGAGCACACCACGCUUCAACAAGAAUUUGUUGCGUGAAAUCAAAACGGAACCAAAGUGCACGGCCACGGCCCAAGUGACGACGUUGGACACAACGCCGCCAGCGCUGAUUUCAAUGACGCCAGUGACGCAAUGCAGCGUCCCAUUGGAGCAGCCGACGGCGCCAGCGCCACAGCCAAAAGUGCCACAGCCCGUGCAGCCGCCAAAGGAGUCGAAAGCAUCUAGCGGAAAGCAGGCCAAAGCCCGAGCGACAGCCGCCGUAAAACUUGAAACCAAAACAGCAUCAAAUGCAAUACCAGCAGCAGCAACAGCAGUAGAGGUGGCAGCCGCCACUGUAACGCAACCACAAACAAUGGUGACCACCAAUGGAUGUGCGGAAGCUACAGGGGCUGGGGAUGUGAGCAGCAAGCCAUCAACACCAACGACACCCAGCGUCAAUCCGAUAUUCCUGUGGGUCAAGCAGGAUGACACGCGCAUCGUUGAGGUGCGCUGCGAGGAUUAUGACAAACGCAAUAGAAUACGCCUUACCAAGACCACCAACGGAUGGCGCUCGAUGCCGCGCACCGAUGCUUCCUCAACUAGAAUAGUGAAGUUCUUCCAUAGCGCCGCAACACCCUUGAUGAAGGUCAAACGCGAAGUAUACGAGAGCCAGCAGCAGCCCAUGCCGCUGACAGAGCAGCAACAACUGGCGGAGCACACGCCUCCAAUGUUACCUUCAUUGACGCAGAAUUUGUUGCAUGACUGGAAUGAUACGGGCACGCAGUUACCGGACGAGGACGAUGAGGAGCGAGAUCAGCAUCAGGAUGAGCAGCAUAGUACAACCAAUGCAAAUGGAAAUGGUGUUGAUGAGGAUGAUGAGGAGGUGCACAAUCUGGCAGCAGUAAUUGAGAACGUGGUUGUACGUCCGGCGGGCAAUGCAACGCAAUCGGAACCUAUGCUGGAGGCGACCCCAACUAUGACCACGGUCAACGAUGUCUGCUUCGAUGCCCUGCUCGAUAGUGAGACAAAUGCAUCGACUAAAGCAACAAAGACCAGCACCAACAACACCAGUACCAACACGCCCACAUAUCAAAGUUCAACACCUUCGCCCAUGGAAUUGCAACUGUGCCCCAAAACGGGCCUCUUUCUGCCCAAAGGCGACAAUGCGCCUGUGCAUGUUAUUGGCAACCUAACGACUUCUAGCGGUACUGAGGCUAGCGCUAGUGCCCAUCUGGAUAUGGACAAGAGUCUGCUGGAAGAGGUGGCCGAGACGCUGGCGCCGGAAAAUCAAAAUAAGACAUUGGCCGAGCACAAUCGAGAUCAUCACCACAAUGAUCACUCUGAGAGUCUCGAUGCCAACACAAAGAAUCUGAAAGAUCUGCUCGAUGAUGCAGAUCUCCUGCAAAAUUGCAGCAGUGACAAUGGGAGCAGUGGUGCGGAUCUGCUCGAUUCGUUGGUCAAGCGGAGCUGCGAGGAUAAUCUAGUGCAGAAUGAUGGCACGGGAGAGACUCAGGAAACGGCAUCGGCAACGGAUGUGGAAGCGGACGGUCUAAGCUCGUUCUGUGUUCCCGAUCUCGCCAAGGAUUUGCCCAGCAUACUUGAUAUGGACAAUGAUGCACCCAAAUGUCUGUCCUUCAACGAGGCCGGUGAGAUUGAAGGCUUAAAUGGCGAUCUCUUCCAGGAAACGCAUGCUCAUUCGUUCGGCAUCGAUGCAUUCGAGAAGGAGCCUGAUAUGGGAGUUGUUGUCGUGCCCACGCCAGCAACCGUGGAGCUGACACAAACGCCUUCAACGCCUCCCAGCUUAAACAAGGAUAAGUCUCAGAAUGGCACGCUAAUGGUGCCCGAUGAGACGCCCAAGGAUUUGAGCUACAAGAAGCGCGAAGAAGUGUGUCCACCAUCAGAGUCGCGCAGCCAGUGUGCAGUAACCUCCAGCUCCGACAUACUAAAAUCGCCGGAGCCACUGGAGCUGGAGUCAAAUUCCAUACCGGCCGAAGUAGAGACCACAUCGGAAACCAUCAAGCAUCUCAUAUUAGAGCAGUUUCUCAAGCUGAAUGCCUUAAACCAAUUGCCAUCAACGGAAGUCAGCGGUGGCGUUGCUGCGGCCAAUAAUUCUCAACAGGCCGAGCCCAUGGAUUUGGGCAAAGCACGCGACAAACUUAUGACCACUGCCAGCGGCAAGUACUUGGAGACCGUGGUUAUCGAUGAUGAGGAGGAGACGCCCCCCUUAAAGAAACGAUCCAAAGCCAAUAUCAAGAUGGACAAGGAUCCGGAUGCGCUUACCCAAUUAAAAAUGCUGAUUGCCAAUCCGCAGUGGAAAGUGCCCGAUCCCAUACUAGUGCCAAAAGAUCGUCUGGGCGCCGUGCUAGCUUCGCCAGCGCGCGAGAUUCCACUGCUAUUGACCACACGGCCAGAGUUACGCUUACCAGAGGCCUUUGCCUAUCCUGAGAUCAUUCAGAAUCCCAACAUACUAGUGGUUACCAUGGAGCAGCUGGAGGCCAUACUGAAAAACGAACAUGUAGAUCAGGCUAAGACUAGCAAACCUGUGGCACAGCCACCCAUAGAAGCCCUUGUCGUCGAACCACCGACGAGCAAUCAAAAGGUGGCCAGUCCCGUGAAGCAGGCAACGCCUUCAACGACGCUGCCCCACAAGACUACAGCACAGCCGCCCAAGCCCAGCGUAGUGCCUACAAUUACAGCAACGCCCACGCCCGUUGCUCCACCCUCCCCGGCCGACUCCAGCGUGUCUACAGACCUCAAUGCCACCACAUUGGCACUUCUCCAACAGAUGCUCUGGCUGCCAUAUUUCGGCCAAUUGUCUCAGGAGUUCUUUAAGACAUUUAAGGACCCCAUGGGAUUGCAGCGCAAGUUCAUGAACAAUCUGAUGCCUUUAUAUAACAAUCAGUUCGGGCUGCAGCACUUGGAUGAGCUCUACAAGCAUUGUUUGAAGCAAAAGGCCACUGAGGAGCAGGCGGCAAAGGUGCAGCCCACACCACCGCCCACAGCGCCCCCUCCACCAAUUGCGCCUGGGCCCGCCAACUUCAACGGCUUCAGCAAUCCCGUGGAGCUGGCAAUUAUGCAAAAGCUGCUACAGCCACAAAUGUCCAACUUUUUGGGUAACUGGAGUGCGGGUGAAUCAACCACAUCAGCCAUUCCCAGUGGCAAACCGCAGAACGGACAACAGCAUCAGCAUCAAAGUAACUUGGAAUCUUCGCAGCAUCAUCAUCUCGAACACAAACGUGCCAGACGCACGAUCAGCGAUGGUGCCGCCAGCUCGGAAUCAACGCCGCUGCUCAUGCCCGAGUUCAAUAACAGCUUUAACAAAACCAAGCCGGCAAGCCAAAACACUCAGCAGCAGCAGCAGCAACAACCUCCUGCGCCUGCGCCUGCGCCCGCGUCCGUCACCGCCCCUGCAGCCGAGCACAAGCCGCGCUUAACUUGCAAAUCGCUAUCGAAUCUGCUCGAUCCCGAAAGCAGUUCCGUGCCGCUACUCAAUGUUCCCUUCGAUAGUUUGCGACGAGCGGCAUUGCACAAAUCGGCGCAUGAUCAGCAGCAUCUCGGCAAGGAGCCGAGCACCGGCCGCACCUUGCGUUCCAGCAAGGCCUGCGUAACGUACAAUCCUCUGGAGCAAGCGAAGCAACAGCAAACCCAGCACAGCCAGCAGCAACGGAAGCGGGGUAACAUGUUGCACGACCCACAACAGCAGCAACAUCUUCAUCAGCAGCAGCAACAGCAACACAUGGCGGAGUUGGCCGCCCGCAACAUGAAUGAUGGCAGCGGCCUCGAUAGCAAUUCCGCGCUUUGGCACCCACUAUUCGGCAGCAAUCCCAAGCAGGGCUAUAAUAGCCCCUGGCAAUGGACCACAGUGACGGCAACUGGGGAAUGACAGUCAAGCCGGGCUCACAAGGAGCCAGCAGGAGCAGCAACAACAGCCAGCGCCAACAGCAACACAAAUAACAGCACGAACAACUUCGAAGAGCAGCAGACCCACGACUACAACAACACGCUGACCAACUAUCAUGCGGCGACCAAACAACAACACCAACAACAACAACAACAGCAGCAGCAGCAGCAACAAGCACAACAUGUUGGCAAUAGUAGCGUGCGCGUACCCAACGAACUGCCAAGCAAUCAAAAUCACAACAGCACCCAUAACAAUAGCAACAGCAACAGCAGCAGCAACAAUAACAGUGGUAGCGGCAGCAGCAGCAACAACAAAUUUUGUUAUCCCACAGUUGCCGCCGCUGCUGCCAUGGAGAAUAUGUUCCAGAACAAUCAGCUGGCGGCUGCAGCAGCUGCGCGCGAAUCUCUGCUCAAUUCGUAUUUGUACCAACAGCAAAAGGAUAAUGCUGUUACGGAUAUGGGCUAUAUGGCAGAUCAUACGGUAAGCAAUUAUUGGCAGCAACAGCAGAAGCAACAGCAGCAGCAGCAACAACAACAACAGCUGCAGCAUCAACAGCAGCAACAUCAACAGCAUCAGCAACAUCAGUGGAACAAUCACAGCAGCAACAGCAGCGUCAACCACAACAACAACAACCAGCGCACCUAUGCCAACAACUAUGCGGCAGCAGCGGCUUCCAUGUACAUGCAUUUCAAUCCGUAUAUGCAACAGAAGGCUGCACUUCUAGCCGAGAAGGCCGCGGCAGCAGCUGCGGCAAAGGCUGUACAGGGCAACAACACCAGCAACAAACAUGCCGCUGCUGCUGCUGCCGCAUUGCGUUUUGGCGGCGACUACGGGGACUGUGGUGCGCUGCGUUAAAGCUGCGGAAUGCAGGAUGCAACAUAUAGGAUAAUGAUAAUGGGCGCCAAUCAUAUAAACUAACACUUGCAUACACGCAUAAUAACAUAUACAUACAUAUAUAAAUAUAUCUAUAUAUAGGCAACUAUAGAUCAUUUUACCGCAAGGAAUUGGUACGGAUUUUCCAUUAAUUUAACAACAGCAGCAGCAAUAACAGCAACAAGAACAAGGUAACCGGAAUGAGCAACAACAAUAAUUUAUGACAAGUUAAAAAACGAAAACAAAAACAAAAAACACAAAAAGUGAACAGACAUUUAAAUUGAAUUAGUAAAAAUUUGUUAUUGGUAGUUUGUUAAAGCAAAAGUAAAGGAAAGCAGAAAAACAAAAAACAGAAAACAAAAAUAAAAAAAAAUGCAAAAGCUAAGAAAAACUAAACAAAAUGUAUGAAGUAUAUAUGUAGUAGAGACGAAGCAGAUGCAGAGAGGCACAGAAGAAUAAGCAGAAGAAGAGAAAUAAUAAGAGCAGAAACAAAAAAUGAAAAAUGAACCUAAUUAUUGUAUUAUUGUUAACCAAAAUCUAUUAAUAUUAUGAUUAUUAUUAUUAUUAUCUCAAGCUGCGUUAUAUUAUUAUGUUUAUUAACUCGUGUGUGUGUAUAUAGCGUUUUUAUCUAGAUGUAUUACACUUAGUGACCACCCCUCGAUGACUAACUGACCCCUAACCUCUACCCCUACCCCACACUCACUCCAUUAACAAAACCACAACAUCAACAACUAAAUCAAACACAGCAGCGUAAAAAAAGGCAAAAACAAACAUACAAAAAUACGAAAUUUGUAUUCAUUCCGCAAAGCAAAGCUAACAGAAAAGAAUGAUGAUGUUUUUUUUUUUUGUGUAACAAUUUAACGUGUUUAAUUAUUACUAUUAUUAAUUAUGAUUACUAUUAUGCAUUACAUUUAUGAUUAUUUCUUGGAAAAAGUUGAGAAACGCUGUUCUUUUAUUUCAUUUUAAUAUCAAUUAAUAUUAUUUUUAUUUAUGCAACCCCCCAAUGUGCAAUGGACUUAUGAUUUAUAACUUAUGACAAGAAAAACACAUGAAUCACAAAAACAAAACUUCUUAUAUGAACAUGGCAAAUGGCAAGCAAACAAAAAGCAAGAAAAUAAAGAAAACCUUUUAGAGAAUUUCGCUGAUAAA
Messenger RNA from Scaptodrosophila lebanonensis, 6538 nucleotides. RefSeq lists its product as uncharacterized. The transcript has 2 exons. Bases 299 to 4498 code for a protein of 1399 amino acids. NCBI's taxonomy places the organism in Eukaryota, Metazoa, Arthropoda, Insecta, Diptera, Drosophilidae. The record is from RefSeq and is a predicted model, not a curated record.